Messenger RNA from Penicillium cataractarum, 1155 nucleotides. RefSeq lists its product as uncharacterized. Gene Ontology annotation, molecular function: FAD binding. The record is from RefSeq and is a predicted model, not a curated record. Lineage: Eukaryota; Fungi; Ascomycota; Eurotiomycetes; Eurotiales; Aspergillaceae. The transcript has a single exon. The coding region runs from base 1 to 1155 and encodes 384 amino acids.
AUGUCUCUCAACGUGCUCAUUGUUGGCGCUGGAGUCUGUGGACCAGCUAUCGCAAUGCUUCUCCAAAGGUCUAAUCCACAACACAACAUCACUAUUGUGGAGCGUUCUCCCACGUUACGAUCUACAGGCCAGCAGAUUGACUUGAAGACCCAAGCUCCCCAUAUCCUGAGGAAGAUGGGUCUACUAGACGAAAUCAGGGCACGUUGUGUGAAUGAAACAGGCCUUGAGAUGGUGGACUCUUCAGGGACGCAAAUAGCCUACUUCGGUGCCUCUGCCUCUGGCCAACGUGGUCCCGGUUUGACCAGCGAGUAUGAAAUCAUGCGUGGUAAUAUGGUGCAGGUCCUAUACGAUGCCAGCAUCAAGCAAAACGCGGCGUUAAAACUCGGUCCAGGGCAAGAGAUAGCCUAUUUAUUCGGCCAGACUAUCACAUCUCUGGACCAAAGUGCACAGGGUGUGGAUGUGACUUUCUCAGAUGGACGGACGCAACGGUAUGACCUCGUUAUUGGGGCCGACGGACAGCACUCGCGGACUCGACAACUUGCCUUUGGCCGGGAGGUGAGCGAUGCCGCUUUCAAAUCUCUCGGAAUUCAUGGUGCUUACUUUAGCAUCCCUCGAAUUGAUGGGGAAGGUACUUUGGCCAGAGGUCACCUCGCCCCCGGAAGAAAAAUGAUAAUGACUCGGACGAGCGAUCGUCCCGUUACGGGAGCACUUCUUUUCACCAUGAAAGAAUCGCCGAAAUUGAAGGCAUCUUACAAAAAAUCGUUGAAAACCCAGAAAGAGGCAUUUGUCGAGGCCUUCGAAGAUAUGGACUGGCAGACCGACCGGUUGAUUAGUGGGUUGAAGGAGUCCGACGACUUUUAUGCAAACGAGCUAGGCCAGAUCAAAAUGAACCAACUAUCUACUGGUCGGGUCGUGCUUCUGGGAGAUGCAGGGUACUGCCCCAGUCCUUUCACUGGCCUGGGGACUAACCUGUGCCUCGUAGGUGCAUAUGUGCUCGCAGGGGAGUUGGCACGGCAGAGGAACGACGUUAUGGGGGCACUAAAGUGUUACGAAGAAAAAAAUGCGGCCCUUCAUUGUCGAGUGUCAGCAAAUCUCUCAAACGACUCUGGGGUUUCUCUUCCCAUCUUCGCGACUAGGCAUUUGGUCUAUGAAUAA